CUCAGUAAAAUCAUUGAGCACACAUCAAUAAGGUUUGUUUGUCCAGAAUGUCUUCGAGGAUUCCCGCGCACCUAUCUAUUAUACCGCCAUUUUCGAGAGCAGCAGGACGACAUCCAUAAGGGCCUCGGCAUGAGAAACACGGACCAUCAAACAUUCCUAUUGUGUUAUCAAAAGGCCCUCAAGGCCUCCAUCCCUGCAGAGCAGCUGCCACAGGAUUCAAAAUGCGUUGAACUUGCAUAUACUGUUGAG
Molecule: messenger RNA, 249 nt
Organism: Aspergillus sclerotioniger CBS 115572
Lineage: Eukaryota; Fungi; Ascomycota; Eurotiomycetes; Eurotiales; Aspergillaceae
Exons: 1
Source: RefSeq, a predicted model, not a curated record